AUGGCGGCUACAGAAGAGACUGCACAGUCGCAACAAAAAGAGAUCCAGGUGCCACAGAUCCCUGAAGAACGGACAGAUGAAGUCGCCGAGGAGAACGACGACGAUAUCGACGACUUGUUCGACUCGGACGACGAAUAUGCUCCCGAGCUGGUUGAAUCUAGUAAUUCGGCCGAUUUCACCAAAACCUACAACCGUCAGCGCAAGCUGAACGAUCCCUCGAUACCCACCGACCACAAGCCUAAAGCCAACACACAGAAGCCUUCUGCAAACACGAAUCUCUCCCUCGACGACCAAGUGGCAUCGUUGUCCAAACAUGCUGGCAAAAUCCGUCUCGAUAGUCGCUUCAGUGGCGCCACAGGUGGUAGCGCAAGAGAUAAGGACAAAGCAGACCGUGCUACGACCGAGCAGGUGCUUGACAGGAGAACGCAGAUGAUUCUCUUGCAACUCAUAAAUCGAGAUACAUUCAGUGAGCUGCAUGGCGUCAUCUCUACCGGCAAGGAGGCCAACGUGUACCACGCCAUCAAAGAGUCAGCCGAGGACGGCGAACAGACACAUCUUGCCGUCAAGGUCUACAAGACUUCUAUUCUAGUUUUCAAGGACAGGGCUAAGUAUGUUGAGGGCGAAUUCCGCUUCCGUCAAGGAUACAGCAAAAGCAACAAUCGGGCCAUGGUGAAGCUUUGGGCCGACAAGGAGCGUCGCAACCUUGCACGUAUCCAUGAAGCCGGUAUACCUUCGCCAGAACCAGUCGCACUUCGCACACACGUACUUGUCAUGGGGAUGGUGGGCGACCGCAAAGGAAAACCUGCACCACGGCUCAAGGAUGUGCGCUUCGAUGGCUUAACAAGCGAGGAAGAAGAUGCCAAAUGGACAGAUCUGUACGUUGAGAUGCUGGCAUACAUGCGCAUCCUGUACCACACAUGCCGACUGGUGCAUGCCGAUCUCAGUGAAUACAAUGUUCUCUUCCACCAAGGACGACAAUGGAUGAUCGAUGUCUCCCAAGCUGUGGAGCACGAUCACCCACGUUCUCUAGAAUUCCUGCGCAUGGAUGUCAAGAAUGUGUCUGACUUCUAUCGAUCAAGAAACGUGGAGGUACUGAGCGAGCGCAAAGCGUUUGCGUUCAUCACUGGCGAGGUAGGUGAGAAGGACGUCAAAGCCAUUGAGACUAUCUCGACAAAGGCUCGAGAGGUGAUGAAGCGUGAGCCACAAACAGAGGAAGAGAAGAAAAGGGAAGAGGAGAAUGAUGACGUCUUCCGCAACCAAUACAUUCCCCAGACUCUCGAACAAGUUUACGACAUCGAGCGCGAUGCUGCACUUGUCAAUGCUGGAGAGGCGUCGUCGUUACCAUACCAGGACCUGCUCGCAUCUAAAGUCACUACCGGUGCCAAAUCGGGGGUUGAUGCUGAAGAUGAUGAGUCUGGAGAGGGAGGCGUGGAAUUGGAGUCUUCAGACGAGUCGGACGGCAGCGAGGUCGAUCAAAGCAUAUUCGAAAAAGGCCCAUCGCGUGGCAAGAAGAACAUGGAUAAAGACGAGAAGACGGCGCACAAGAAAGCCAUCAAGGCUGAAAAAGCAGAGAAGAGGAAAGACAAGAUGCCGAAGCAUCUCAAAAAGAAGUUGGUCACCUCAAGCUCGCGGCGAAAGUAA
Molecule: messenger RNA, 1641 nt
Organism: Boeremia exigua
Lineage: Eukaryota; Fungi; Ascomycota; Dothideomycetes; Pleosporales; Didymellaceae
Product: RIO1 family-domain-containing protein
Exons: 1
Coding region: 1-1641 (546 amino acids)
Biological process (GO): maturation of SSU-rRNA
Cellular component (GO): cytosol; preribosome, small subunit precursor
Molecular function (GO): ATP binding; protein serine/threonine kinase activity
Source: RefSeq, a predicted model, not a curated record